Phlebotomus argentipes is the source of this 679-nucleotide messenger RNA. Its product is annotated as larval/pupal cuticle protein H1C-like. Lineage: Eukaryota; Metazoa; Arthropoda; Insecta; Diptera; Psychodidae. The record is from RefSeq and is a predicted model, not a curated record. The transcript has 2 exons. Bases 26 to 679 code for a protein of 217 amino acids.
CAACAAACAACCAAAAAUCCCAGCAAUGGCAUUCAAGUUGGUCGCCUUCCUCGCCACCCUGGCCGUCGCCCAGGCCGGUCUCCUGGACGCUCCCGGACACCUCGCCUACUCCGGCGGACACUACGGCGGACACUACGGUGGACACUACGAUCACGGCCUGGCCUACAGCCACUCCGUCCACGCCGCCCCGGUUGUGCACGCCGCCCCAGUGGUGGCCCACCACGCCCCAGUCGUUCACGCCGCCCCCGUGUCCUACGCCCACUCCUACGCCGCCCCCCACAACUACGCCUACGGCUCCCAGCACCACACCGUCCUCCGCAGCCAUCUGGGCGCCACCGCCGCCGUCUACGGCAAGCACGUCGAGUCUCCCUACUCGCACGUCUCCAAGUACGUGAGCCGCGUGGACACCCCUCACGUUGUGGCCCACCACGCCCCGGCCGUCGUUGCGCACGCCGCCCCCGUUGUGGCUAAGACCUACGCCGCCCCAGUGGUCGCCCACCACGCCCCGGCCGUGUACUCCCACGCCCACGUUGCGCAUCACGCCCCAGCCCUGUAUGCUGGACACGUUGCCCACCACGCCCCCGCCGUGUACGCCGCCCCCCACGCCGUGCACUACUCCCCCGCCCACGCCGUGAGCCACGCCAGCUUCCACGGUCUGGGUGCCGCCUACGGAUGGUAA